Owenia fusiformis is the source of this 2270-nucleotide messenger RNA. The record is from the annotation of a GenBank genome assembly. Lineage: Eukaryota; Metazoa; Annelida; Polychaeta; Sabellida; Oweniidae.
UGGUUAGUGCUUAUCAUGUAGUGUUCCCUCAUUGCUUAUGUUGAGGUUGACGCAAAUGGUUGGAGUUGAAGAAUGGCGACAACAAGGGCAUUUUUGGUGGUAACUGGUCUUGUACUUGGGUUUGCUUGGUGGUGGGGUACAUCUCGUAAAUCAAGCUUUAGAGAAACCCUGUAUCGAAAUUAUGAUUACAUUAUAGUUGGGGCAGGAACUGCUGGCUGUGUGUUAGCAAAUAGGCUGUCUGCAGACCCAAAUGUCUCUGUCCUUCUCCUUGAGGCUGGGGAGGAGACCAGCUUCUUGAACAGAUGGGCCAUCCAGUUCCCAGUGGCAGCUAUAACAUUACAGAGGGGUUCAUUUGACUGGAAGUAUGAGACUGUACCACAGAAACAUGCCUGCGUGGGAAGCAAUAAUAAUGUGAGCUUCUGGGCGAGAGGAAAAGGCUUAGGUGGAACAAGUAGUAUAAACUACAUGAUGUACUCACGUGGCAGUCGCCAUGACUACAACCAAUGGGAGGAGCUUGGGUGCAGUGGGUGGAGCUAUGCUAAUGUGUUACCUUAUUUUCUGCGAUCAGAAAGUGUGCAAAUCAAAGAAUUAUUAAAAUCACAGUACCAUGGUCAUGAGGGUCCAGUUACAGUCAGUGAUGAUACAUAUGGAGAGGCCCCUAACAUCAUCAUUGAGGCAGCAAAACAACUAGGAUAUAAAGAGGGGGACUUAAAUGGUGAAACAGACUAUGGGUUCAUGCGUGUUCAAAGUCAAUCUAAUAAGGGUCUGAGGCAAACGAUGGCUGAUGCUUACCUCACACCUGUGCUAGACAGACCCAAUUUACAUGUUAUGCUGGGCGUGCAUGUCUCUAAGGUCUUAUUUGAAGAUAAAAGAGCAGUUGGUAUAGAAUAUAUCCAUAAGGACAAACCUCGUAACACAGUGUCUGUAAAAAAAGAAGUCAUAGUGUCUGCUGGGACAAUCGGAAGCCCUCACUUGCUGAUGCUUUCUGGGAUAGGCCCAAAGUCUCACUUGCAAGACUUGCAGAUUCCUGUGGUUGCUGACCUACCAGUGGGUGAUAACCUCCAAGAUCAUGUCAUGACAGAUGCGCCAUCAUUUGAGACAGAGUCCCCAUUGGUACCAACAACAUCUGAAAUCAUCAGCUUCUCAAUGUUAUUGCAGUAUUUCUACCAUGGACUAGGUUAUUUGGCCUCUCCCGUUAUGUUGGCUGCCACAGGCCUCAUCAAUACCAAACUUUCAACUAUGCAUAAUCCAUCUAACAUAGAACAUGACAUAGAAACCAAACAAGCAUAUGAAGAAAACAAACAAGCCAAUGUAGAAAACAAACAAUCAGAUGUAGAAAACAAACAAUCAGGUUCAGAAAACAAACAAACAAAUGCAGAAAGCAAACAACAUUCCAAAGAUAUCAAACAAUCAAAUACAGAAAACAAGCAACCAUAUUUGGGAAACAAACAACCAGAUGUGCAAUACUUUGCUGCAUCUGUCCUAUUUGGCGGGGAACCAUUGAUAAAAAACAAUUAUUUGGAGAUAUCCAAUAUGAAAUCAGAGGUUUAUAACAGUCUUUAUGGAGCAAAUGCUGGAAAAAGAGGGCUACAGAUAUUAACAAUCUUACUUCACCCUAAGAGCCAUGGUAGAAUCCGCCUUAAGUCUAUAGACCCCUUAGAGCAUCCCAUCAUAGAUCCACAGUAUCUAUCCCAUCAAGAAGAUAUUGAGACACUCAUAGAUGGUAUUGAGAAUGCAAUGAAGUUAGAGAAGACAAGUGCAUUUGAAGAGAUUGGAGCCAAGCUGGUACAAAGGACCAUUCCGGGAUGUGAGGGUAUAUUGUAUGGCUCUAGAGCAUACUGGGAAUGUUAUGUAAGACAGCAGACACUGACUGUGUACCACCCUGUAGGAACAUGUAAGAUGGGACACAGGGAUGACCCUACUGCAGUGUUGGAUCCACAGCUCAGAGUUAAGGGUGUUAUCGGUUUACGUGUGGCUGAUGCUUCAAUAAUGCCCAAGAUCAUCUCGGGUAAUACAAAUGCAGCAGUGACAAUGAUAGCUGAGAAAGCCUCUGACAUGAUUCUCUCUUCAACAUCAUGACACCAGAUAUAAGGAGAGCAGUGCAUGUCAAGGACUAAAGAUCUACUAGUCAAAAUUGAAUUUUAGACCAAAUCACAAUUUUUAUAUACUGUACCUUUUGAAGGAUGGGACAUUUAUAAUGCACCUUAGCUGGCUAAGACGCUGCUCCUUCAGGACACAUUUGUAUGCAUACAGUAUUGGUGUGAUACAUA